AAAGAGCUAGUUGCGAUAGAUUCAGUUUCUCGAGUCUUGAGAAUCAGUCGGAUCCGAGAGGGUCUUGGAGGAGACGAUCAGCGAGAAGAUGUGCUGUUGGCGCCAUGGUGGAGAGGUCAUUAAGGUAUUCGUUGAUUGACGUUGAGCCAUAUACUGUAGUGCUUAAUGCUCAGGCCGCAUCUCAGUCAUCUCAUGUCAGUGUUUAAUCGUAACACCAGCUCUCCAUCCCAUCUAGAACCCCACUUGUCGAGAUCCAACUCCCCUCAUCGCAGCCAUCCGACUGGACACCUCGAUGGCUCGCCUCCAUCUGCAGCAGGCGCGCCAAGUCUGCAUUCGAUCGUGCUUCCCAUAAAUGCCGACCAUCAGGCAUGGGGAUCUGCAGAUCUGAAAGUCGCAAGACCGUUUCCUUGGUCUGUUCUUCAGCCACUAGGUUCCGCUCACACCAUCGCGACACCUUGUACAUGGCCAACCCGCCGUUUAACCUCCUCUACCCCUACCCAGAUACAAGCGUCGGAGUCGAUCGCCUGGUAUCGCGCUCGCAUUCGUGGGUAGUAGAAGAUGCGGCUACGAAGACAGGUUUCUACGAGUACGGAGAGGAUAUGUCGAUCGGAUUGUGGGAGGGGGCGAGAGCUGUUACUGCCACUGCUGCUUUGCAUCAAUGAGAAGAUCAGAUAUAGCAGGAUGGCUUAGUGUGUCGUCA
Messenger RNA from Aspergillus ibericus CBS 121593, 700 nucleotides. RefSeq lists its product as uncharacterized. The record is from RefSeq and is a predicted model, not a curated record. The coding region runs from base 166 to 552 and encodes 128 amino acids. The transcript has a single exon. Lineage: Eukaryota; Fungi; Ascomycota; Eurotiomycetes; Eurotiales; Aspergillaceae.